Colletotrichum scovillei is the source of this 1003-nucleotide messenger RNA. RefSeq names its product DNA replication complex GINS protein psf-3. The record is from RefSeq and is a predicted model, not a curated record. The coding region runs from base 101 to 652 and encodes 183 amino acids. The transcript is spliced from 2 exons. Gene Ontology annotation, biological process: mitotic DNA replication initiation. NCBI's taxonomy places the organism in Eukaryota, Fungi, Ascomycota, Sordariomycetes, Glomerellales, Glomerellaceae. Gene Ontology annotation, cellular component: GINS complex.
CGUCAAGCUUCACCAGCAGGACCCCCUCCCAGGUUUGGUCUCGUAUCCCAGUUGUGAACACCCAGUCAAACGAAGCGGGGAUCUUGUCAAAGAAGCCAGCAUGUCUUACUACGACAUUGAUUCCAUUCUCACAGAUGCCGAGAAAGUCCCCUGCAAAUUCGAACUCGAUGUUGCCGACCUCGGAUACCUCGACAAUAACCCCUCGCAUGCUCUGAAGGCAGGAACCAAUGUCAGCCUCCCUCUCUGGCUCGCCGAGAUGCUCGCCCUUGCCAAUGCAGGUACCGGCGACGACUCCAAGGCGCCCGUCACCUUGAACCUUCCUCCCUCACUCUCGAAUCAAGUCGUACAAGCACUCAAGGCCGAUGCGCGCUCGGUGCCGGUUAGAGACCAGAGCGCCCACUUCUACGGACUCGGCACUCGCAUCCUGGAUCUCUUUGACGAGCGCGAUCUUAGCGAUACCAUGCGAAAGACGUUCAUAGCGCGCGCGUCUGAGAUCGCAUUGCACGCCCGAAAAGGAGGAGAUGAUGGUGUUGGAGGCUCCGGCGAGGAGUUCCUCCGCGGUCUGGACGAGUGGGAGCGAGUACUUUUCCGAAAAGCUCACGACGGCACAAAGGCUUCCAAGGAAUGGAUGGACAAGGUCAAGAAGCAUUGAGGAGCCAACUACGCUAUCGACUCAUAUUUCAGACGCAACGACAGCGCUACGGUCACGUCCUGGCUUGCUUUCGUUUGCCAGCAACUGAGGACGGCUACAGGUAGUCAUUGCCACGGAUGCAUAGUCUCCAGAUCUGCAGUUAGCCUCUGGCAGAGACAACACGCUGGAUCAUUGAGAACAUGCUCCCGUCGCUUCCCUCCGACGACAUGGCCCGCUUCAGUCGGCGCAAAGGCGGAGACCGACGCAGCCAUGCCAGCAGCGGGCUUUGAAGAGAUGGGAGGCACCAGUGCGCACUGAGGGGCUGCCACGCGAGACUGCAAUAUUUCAGGCACAGCUAUCAAAAAUUCGCGG